Messenger RNA from Acromyrmex echinatior (Panamanian leafcutter ant), 506 nucleotides. Its product is annotated as oocyte zinc finger protein XlCOF20-like. Lineage: Eukaryota; Metazoa; Arthropoda; Insecta; Hymenoptera; Formicidae. The record is from RefSeq and is a predicted model, not a curated record.
GAUAUUUCGUAACGCAACGAGUUAAAUGUGGCGUUUAUGUGUUCGUGAUAUCGUCAUUGUAUCUCUCUGUGUUCCCCGAUUCGAUCCGGCCGCGCAGCAAUCCGAGGAUCUCGGGGAAUACGUAGGCAAACCCACCUUUACAUGUCCGAAGUGUGGAAAGGGCUAUGCGUGGAAGGCGAGCCUUCAGCGUCACCUGAGCACUGUAUGUGGCACACCACCCAUGAUUUUCUGCAAUCUCUGCGGAUACAAGACCAGUCGUAAGGACGUUCUCUUCAGGCAUAUGCGGCACGUGCAUCCGAGAUCACAGUAGCGCAACAAGGAGAAAGGCGCCGAUCGAAAGACAUUCCAAUCUAUGGAUGAUCCAUAUCAACUUCAAAGCACAAUGGAACUCGCAAUGUGAAUUAUGCAUUUCUCAAUUUUGUGCAGUCGAUGCAUAAUACAGUCUCAACUGAAAUAUAUUAGAUGCUAUAUUAGACGAAAAUGACUGAAGUCUAGUCUACAGACAC